CAUCUUCAUCGGGUUGAUCCCACCUUCACAUUCAUCCUUAUCUUCACAAACUAUCCCCACUUUCAACUUCUCUCGCUCAGUACAAUGUCGCCGGCGACCGCGAACUCGAAGUCUACUUCCACCCGCCCCGCGCUGGACGCUCUCUCCGGGCUCGCUGUGAAGAACGACCGCUAUUAUCUGAAGGAUCUCCUAGGCAGCGGCAGCUACGGUGCAGUCUACAAGGCGCUCGAUCUUCUCUCCGCCAAGGAACGUCCCAAGUUCUACGCCGUCAAAUGCCAGGUCAAGGCCGACCCUACCUCCCGCCGCGCUCUCUAUCAACGCCGCGAGUCUACGCUUCACGCCAUCGUCAGCGUCCACCCGAACAUCGUCACUCUCCGCGAGACUGUCGAAACACCGGACUAUCUCUUCCUCGUCAUGGACCUCUGCGAUGGACACGACCUCUUUGCUGCUAUCGAGUCUAAAGCCUUCGUCGGUCGCACAGAACUCAUCCAGGACGGCUACGCUCAGAUCCUCGACGCUGUCGCUUUCUGCCACAAAAACGGGAUCUACCACCGCGAUCUCAAGCCUGAGAACAUCCUCGUCUCGCUUGAUCUCCGCCGACUCUACUUGACGGACUUUGGCUUGGCUACGCGCGACCCGGACUCCGUAACCAUAGGCUGUGGAUCGGGCUACUACAUGAGUCCCGAAUGCCUCGGCAGCAAAGCCUUCCGCGUCGCCUCCUUCCCCAACGGGCCCACCGAUGUCUGGGCCCUCGGCGUCAUCCUCAUCGCCAUGUCCUCCGGCCGCCUCCCCUGGCUCCGCGCCGAGCUCACCGACGCGAACUUCGAGGCCUACAUCACGAACCCGUUCUACUUCGUUGAGGUGCUCCCGAUCACCAACUCUGUCAACGCGAUUUUGCGCCGCAUAUUCCGCACUAGACCGGAGAAACGAAUAUCGAUCGGGCAGUUGAAGGAGGCGGUUAUGAACCUGGAUACGCUCUACGUUGAGGGGCAUGAGGUGCGGGAGUUUUUGGAGAUGGGGGAUCCUGGAGCAGAGGUAGGGGACGGCGAGGUGGAUAUUGCGGACGGGUGUGUGCAUGCGCCGAUGUCGCCCGCCGUGGUGGGGAGCGAGUCGGGUGGUGAUGAGGGGAGCGAGUUGGACGAUGACACCGACGACGACUCGGAGGGUGUUAUAACGCCCGAGACGUUCCCUGUCAUGCCGCAGGACUCGGUGCCCGAUGACCCGCUCGAUGCGCCGGUCACGGUCAAGGGUGUGGCGAACCACCCGCUGGCCGACGAUUUCGACCACCCGCUCCAAGACUCGCCCUACCUCCAAGCGGAAUCGCCCCUCCUUCAAGUCGAAUCGCCCUACCUCCCGCAGGUCGUCGCUGGUGAUGGCAUUGCGGAGGUCCUUGAAGAGGAGGUCCGGAGGAUGUUUGCGGGUGGGGAGGGGAAGAAGGUGGCUGGUCCUCGAGCUCGACAUCCGGUCGUCCAGCAUGGCGGUGUUGGGACGAAGGAUACGAAGGCGCACCAGGGCGUCGCCGGUCCUCGAGAGCCAAUCAUGACGCGUGGACGCAAGGUCGCCCUCGACGCUCGGGCGAAGAAUGCUGCCCUCGAAGCGCGAGCCACGAACGCUGCCCUCGAAGCUCGUGCGAAGAACGACGCCGCGGAGCAGGCCAUCUACACCCGUGCUAGGGCAAGCGCCAUCGCCUUGCGCGCCAGGCAGGACGCUGCCGAGCUGCGCGCCAGGAAGGGCGCCGCUGGUGCAGAUGCGCGGAAAGGCGCGGCGAAUGUGGGCGCGAGGAGGGGUGAGGGCGUGGGCGUGAAGAGGGAUGAGGCCACUAGCCACACGAGGGGCGGAGGCAUCAACCUACGCGCCAGCGCCCUCGACGCCGCUCAGGCCCGCGCUAGGAGGCGUCUCGCCGACCUCGCUGCGCGGGCAGCCGACGCGGGUGUGGAGAUUGACGAUCCUGUACUUCAGAUUCGCCACGGUGCUGAGUGCGGGGCUGGUCUCCGUUUGCGGUCGUUAGAGUAGUCUGGCGAGCGCUGUAUAUCUUUUGUUUGUAUACAGUACUACCACACCUUCCUUGCAAUGCAACGUGGGC
This is a messenger RNA of Schizophyllum commune H4-8, 2083 nucleotides long. RefSeq names its product kinase-like protein. Gene Ontology annotation, biological process: intracellular signal transduction; protein phosphorylation. Bases 85 to 2013 code for a protein of 642 amino acids. Gene Ontology annotation, molecular function: protein serine/threonine kinase activity; ATP binding. The record is from RefSeq and is a predicted model, not a curated record. The transcript is spliced from 2 exons. NCBI's taxonomy places the organism in Eukaryota, Fungi, Basidiomycota, Agaricomycetes, Agaricales, Schizophyllaceae.